GCUCUCUCUCUCUCUUCUCUCCUUCUCUCUCUUUCUCUCACGCCCUCUAUAAAAUGUUCCCGAAAAGGAAAGAAUCUUUCUUUCACCGGAAAGAUCCCAUUUUUAGGACAUGAGAGUAGCAGAGUUCCUCCAGGACUUGGGGGAGAUGAAGAAGAAGAAUCGGAGGAGAAAAAGGAUAAAUUUUGGCGCACCUCCGCUGCAUUGCGAGCCUCAAACGCCGCGUUCCUUUCUCUUCCGGUGGUUUUUUAACACAGCGCCCGCCGCUGGCAAUGUAAACGGCGGCGCAGCGGAGGGGUCGAAGUCGAGUUGCUUGGUUCCGUUCUCGAAGUCUUGCUGCAAGAAUGAGGAGGAGGAUGAGAAGGAGGACGAAGAGGGGUUCGGUCCAGAUGAAGCGAAGGAGACGAUUCCAGCGAUUGGGGAAUCCACGGAAGGAGAAAAGAAACCUGAGGUUCUCUCUUUCAACCUUGGUAUGGGGGCAGGUCUAGUCUUCCUCUUGGCAAAAAGUGCUAGUGAAUUUAAUAAAAUGGUUGAACUAAGAUCUGAGAUGGAAAUGAUGAUCCAGUACAUCAAAGGAGAAAUGCAAAGAAAAGCUACUGUUUCUAACUUACCAGAGUCAAAGGUUCACAGCUUCCCAAAUUCAUAUUACUUGGGGAGUGAAUGUUCAAACAAGCCUCAGUACUUGCCUGAUGAUACAGAAUCAUGUAAUUUCACAGGAGCUUACGGUGCCAUGGCGACUCAUAGGCAGUCCAACUUGAACAUGGAUUUGGAUACUAAAAUGUGCUCCACAGGCAAUGAAAUGGAGCAAGAGCUUCAAGUUGAACUACAACGCUUGCAGCUUAACUUGGAAGACCAAGAUUCAUCAAUGCAUCCACGCCAAGAUAGAUUGGAGGUAGACAGUGAGAGCAAUUUGAGCUUCAAUGACACUUACCAGCAAGUCAAUGAGCCUAAUAAAUCAGAAAGCAACAAGCAAACUGGAGUUUGCCCUCGAGAGCUCGAGAGAAGGUUGCAUGAGCUUCUUGAAGCAAGACAGCAUGAGAGGAUAGUUGAGCUCGAGAAUGCAUUAGAAUGUGCAGAGAGGAAGCUGAAUGAGAAAGAUAUGGAGAUUUGCUGGUGGAGAGAUACUGCAAGGCUGGUCUCAAAGCAUAGAGAAGAAAGAUUGCAACUGCAAUUCUAAGAGAAACUUAGCUCCUGGCUAUGUUGCUUCUUACCUCAAUGAAUCAAUUGACUUUGUACUGAAGAUUGGCUUUUUUGUCUGGUUAUUUUCUGUUCUGCAGAGCUUUCUUCCAUUUGUGUUCAAAGUUGAGGAAAAGAAGUUUUUUGCUUUGGCAAUUUUGCAAAACAAACUCUCUGUUCUUCAAAGCUUUCUUCCAUAAGCUAUAAUUAGAGCUUUUG
Molecule: messenger RNA, 1392 nt
Organism: Dendrobium catenatum
Lineage: Eukaryota; Viridiplantae; Streptophyta; Magnoliopsida; Asparagales; Orchidaceae
Product: protein POLAR LOCALIZATION DURING ASYMMETRIC DIVISION AND REDISTRIBUTION-like
Exons: 3
Coding region: 110-1174 (354 amino acids)
Biological process (GO): asymmetric cell division
Source: RefSeq, a predicted model, not a curated record